CAUGGGAAUUUGCCGUCAUGUAAGAACAUACUUUUGGAUAAGCAUCUGCAUAAGGUUCAGCUACACUCCCCUUAGCCUGCGGCAGACCCUCCAGCUGCCAUUGGGGAUUUCCCAGAGCUGCCCGUCCCGCAGGCUUGGCACCAAUUGCAAAGCUUGACAAGCGGCUAGAUGCUACCUCGCUAAAGUGGGGCCAUCUUGGCUACAUCUCAGCUUCCCUCGAGGUCAACCACUUCAGGAUCCAGAGUUUCGAGGAUUUUCCCGUUGUCAUGCAAAGCACAGACCAAAAAAUGCGGGUUAGCUCUGGACUUCCAUAUCGAUUACCGCUUUCAACAGCAAGAGCAGUGAAGAUGCUCUGGAACAUGGCCAAAAUGAUAAAAGAUGCGGGGAUUUGCAAUCCUCACUUGAGUGUAGAGAAUAGCACAGGAUUCAAAGCCCUUGUUCCCAGUCUCAGCUUCCACAAUUGCAGCAGCCAAGCUACUAAACUUCGUGUCUGCUUGGCUAUCUUCAUAAAUUCUGCGUCAGUAGCCGGGAACGCCUGCCAGAACCUGCUACACAAUACCACAAUCUUCUUCCUGGCUUACCCACCUGCAGAUUCCUUCUGCUCAAACGCCUUCGGACUUUGUAACUUGAUCUUGAAGAUUGCUGAGAGUCAAAUCUCCCACCUCCUUUGCAGAGAGGCAAGUAGGAAAAGCGUGGGGUUGGUGGUUUGUCCAGUGUAUGUAUUCGUUACGUACUAUCGUCUCAACAAUCAUUGCGUAUGAAAGCCAGAAUGCUGCCCGCUAAUCAAAUCAGAAGCACAAAUA
Messenger RNA from Mollisia scopiformis, 803 nucleotides. RefSeq lists its product as uncharacterized. NCBI's taxonomy places the organism in Eukaryota, Fungi, Ascomycota, Leotiomycetes, Helotiales, Mollisiaceae. The record is from RefSeq and is a predicted model, not a curated record. Bases 267 to 761 code for a protein of 164 amino acids. The transcript has a single exon.